This is a messenger RNA of Nestor notabilis (Kea), 1139 nucleotides long. RefSeq names its product dachshund homolog 1. NCBI's taxonomy places the organism in Eukaryota, Metazoa, Chordata, Aves, Psittaciformes, Psittacidae. The record is from RefSeq and is a predicted model, not a curated record. The transcript is spliced from 9 exons. The annotation marks the transcript as partial.
GCAGCAGUGAUGGUUCUUGGGAUAAAGAAAAACUUCAGUCUCCCCCCACCCAAGGAUCACAGGCUUCUGUUAACCACCCCAGCUUGCCUGGACAGCAUAAUGUUCCAGUUAGCCAUCCUCUCAACCCUCUUCAACAGAAUCACCUUCUGCCAAAUGGAUUGGAACUUCCUUUUAUGAUGAUGCCCCACCCAUUAAUUCCCGUGAGCCUACCUCCAGCAUCUGUCACGAUGGCAAUGAGCCAGAUGAAUCAUCUUAGUACCAUUGCCAACAUGGCAGCAGCAGCACAAGUGCAGAGUCCUCCAUCCAGAGUUGAAACAUCUGUUAUUAAGGAACGUGUUCCAGAUAGCCCUUCUCCUGCUCCUUCUCUUGAAGAAGGCCGAAGACCUGGCAGCCAUCCUUCCUCUCAUCGAAGCAGCAGUGUGUCCAGCUCUCCUGCACGGACUGAGAGCUCUUCAGACAGAAUCCCAUCUGUCCAUCAGAACGGGCUAUCUAUGAACCAAAUGCUGAUGGGUUUGUCACCUAAUGUCCUGCCUGGACCUAAGGAGGGUGAUCUGGCUGGUCAUGACGUGGGACAUGAGACAAAAAGAAUACACAUUGAGAAAGAUGAGACCCCGCUCUCCACACCAACCGCAAGAGACAGCCUUGACAAACUUUCUCUAACUGGGCAUGGGCAACCACUACCUCCGGGUUUUCCAUCUCCUUUUCUAUUCCCUGAUGGAUUGUCCUCCAUAGAGACCCUUCUGACUAACAUCCAGGGUCUACUAAAAGUUGCUAUAGACAAUGCCAGAGCUCAAGAAAAACAGGUCCAGCUGGAAAAGACAGAGCUGAAGAUGGAGCUCUUCAGGGAACGAGAACUGAGGGAAACGCUUGAAAAGCAGUUGGCUGUAGAGCAGAAGAACAGAGCAAUAAUUCAGAAAAGGCUAAAGAAGGAAAAGAAAGCAAAGAGGAAAUUGCAGGAAGCACUUGAAUUUGAGACUAAACGACGGGAGCAAGCAGAACAGACGCUGAAACAGGCAGCUUCAACAGAUAGUCUCAGGGUCCUAAAUGACUCUCUGACCCCAGAGAUAGAAGCUGACCGCAGCGGGGGCAGAACAGAUGCUGAAAGGACAAUACAAGGUUCACUAGAUGCCUAUGCCUAG